Messenger RNA from Nymphaea colorata (pocket water lily), 1754 nucleotides. RefSeq names its product geraniol 8-hydroxylase-like. The coding region runs from base 35 to 1624 and encodes 529 amino acids. Gene Ontology annotation, molecular function: heme binding; iron ion binding; monooxygenase activity. The record is from RefSeq and is a predicted model, not a curated record. Lineage: Eukaryota; Viridiplantae; Streptophyta; Magnoliopsida; Nymphaeales; Nymphaeaceae. The transcript has 2 exons.
AGACCUUGGCUGCCUAGUUCGUGGUCGAGCCCAAAUGGAGAUACACCAGCUUGUUCGAGCCAUGGCUGCCGAGCUGAGCUCGCUUCCCCUCUUCGCGAUUGCGGCCUCCGUCGCGUCGUUCGUUCUCCUUAGAUUACUUUUGGCCUCUCCAUUUCUCCGGCGGCGGAACUGGCCGGGUUCACCGCCGGGGCCGAUAGGCGUACCCAUACUAGGCUACCUCCCUUACCUGUCGGACCGGCUGCACGAGGACCUCCACAAGCUCUCCUUCAAGUACGGCCCGCUCUUCAGCCUGAACAUGGGCCUGCGCCCGGCAAUCGUGGCCUCGAGCCCGGCCGUGGCCCGGGAGAUGCUCAAGGUCAAGGACUCGUCCUUCUCGAGCCGGACGAUAACGGAGGCGGUCCGGACCGUGACCUACGACGCGACGUCGCUGGUGUUCGUGCCCUACGGGUCGCGGUGGCGGACGCUGCGCAAGAUCCUGACGACGGAGCUGUUCUCGUCCCGGUCGAUCGAGCAGCUGAGCCCGGCGCGGCGGACGCAGGUGGACUGGAUGCUGCGGACGAUGCGGAGGGCGGGGUCGAGGGGGGAGGCGGUGAACUUGGCGGAAUCGACGUUCAUCGUGUCGGCGAACCUGGUGAGCAACCUGGUGUGCAGCAAGAACCUGUUCGACCCGGAGAAGGAAGGGGGGAAGGAGCUGAAGGAGAUGGUGUGGGAGAUACUGGAGGUGGUGGGCGCCCCCAACCUGGCGGACCUCGUUCCGUUCCUGCAGGUGCUGGACCCGCAGGGGCUGAGGCGGCGGGUGAGCAAGGUGGUGAAGAGGUUCGACGACUUCUUCGAGCAGCUGAUCGACGAGAGGAUGGAGGAGAGGAGGCGGGGGGCGAAGGCCAACCCGGAGGGGAGGCUCGACAUGCUGGACGUGUUCCUGGACUACAAGAGCGAGAAGAAGGACGAUGAGCUCAAGGAGUUCUCCAGGGUCGACAUCAAGGGCAUGCUCUCAGACAUGUUUGUGGCUGGUACAGACACUUCGUCCAGCACGGUGGAGUGGGGACUCACGGAAAUACUAAGGAAGCCGGAAGUGCACAAGAAGAUCAUGGCGGAACUGGACCAAGUGGUCGGAACGGACCGGAAAGUGGAAGAGACCGACAUCCCCAAGCUCACCUACUUACAGGCCGCAGUGAAGGAGACAUUCCGGCUGCACCCAGGUGUUCCCCUUCUUAUACCUCGCCGCACCAAUGAAGACUGCGAGGUCGCCGGGUACCAUGUGCCGAAGCACGCGAUCGUGUUUGUUAACGUAUGGGGAAUGGCCCGGAACCCGGACAUAUGGAGGAACCCGCUGGAGUUCAGUCCGGAGCGCUUCCUAGACAACGAACUGGACGUGAAGGGUCAAGACUUCGAGCUCCUGCCGUUCGGGACGGGGCGGAGGUCGUGCGUGGGCAUGCCGCUGGGUCACAGGAUGGUUCAUUUCUCUCUGGCUUCGUUGCUGCACUCCUUUGUGUGGGACUUUCCGCCGGAGAUCCUCGCCGACAUGACGGAGAAGGUUGGGAUCACGCUUCAGAAGGCGAAGCCGCUGGUUGGCAUCCCGAAACCACGCUUACCGGAGCACCUCUACGGAGGAGGAAGUCUGUGACUGAGCUCGGGGUUCACCAACUACCUACUCUGGCUUAGCCCGUAGUGAGGCUCAGCCGAAUUGCCGUUGGCUUUUGAGUUGAGAAUGCAAGAGUGUUUUUUCUUUUUUUCUUUUUUCCCUUUAUUGGUGG